Molecule: messenger RNA, 1876 nt
Organism: Phialemonium atrogriseum
Lineage: Eukaryota; Fungi; Ascomycota; Sordariomycetes; Cephalothecales; Cephalothecaceae
Product: glutathione S-transferase
Exons: 3
Coding region: 501-1604 (367 amino acids)
Cellular component (GO): cytoplasm
Molecular function (GO): glutathione transferase activity
Source: RefSeq, a predicted model, not a curated record
ACAACCUCGCACCAAGAUUAUUCACGCAUUGCUCUCUUGCCUCGGGUCCGUACCCAACCAUGCUUUCCCCACAAUGUCGCAGCACGGAUGUGUCCACGUGACAGGGAAGCUAAUAAGACAAACAAGACCAGCAAAACCGGAGUAAAACUGCACUACUACGAGGGAUGAAAUAGUUAGAUCUGCGUGCGACUCGAAUGCGAAACCUCUUUUGUUUUUUUUCUUUAUUUUUCUCCCUCCCUUGAACGUCGACUUAUCAUUGAAGUUGAGGAGUUAUGGCUUGCGUACAAUGCUGGUACCAAAACAAGAGGUGGUGGGCCCUGCGUCGCGAGGACACGGACCACAUAUGGUGCCUGCCCCUCAUGGCUCCCAAAGAGGCAAUUACAAAGAAUUGUCAACUCAAGAAUCAUUAUCAGCCCAUUUGUCAGCACUGACGUGAUUUCAAGCAUUCCGGGGAUUCAUAUGGGGGCAUCACACAACAUUCGCGAUAAGGCGUCAAGCUGAUGUCUCAUAAAUACCCGUAUGUUUUCGGUUCCUCAAUCCUAAUGAUUAUUCAACUCCCCAGAGCAGCCAUAACAUUGACAACAGCAACAACAACAGCUCUCCCACUUGUCCGCCGACUGUCCAUCGCAAGGAUGACGACACAGUCGUAUCAGCGAAACGGAAAUUUCACUCGGCCAGACAGUGCCUUCCGCCGCUUCAUCUCCAAAGAUCCCACAUCCACAUUCCCGGCUGAGAAGGGCAGAUAUGCGCUCUAUGUGUCCCCGGGAUGCCCAUGGGCCCACAGGACCAUCAUUGUCCGAAUCCUCAAAGGCCUUGAAUCCUUGAUCGAUCUGUACCUGGUGCAGCCGAGGAUGGGUCCGGAAGGGUGGUAUUUCAGCCAUGAGGGCGAUCCGCUGCACGGGUUCAAGACGCUCAAGGAGCUGUACCACCUAGCCGACCCCAACUUCUCGGGCCGGUAUACCGUCCCCGUGCUGUGGGACAAGAAGACGGACACCAUCGUCAACAACGAGUCAUCGGAGAUCAUCCGCAUGUUGUAUUCCGAGUUCGACCAUCUGCUGCCGGACCACCUGCGAGAGCCCAACCGGCCCGGCGGCGGCCUCUACCCGGAGAAGCUCCGCGAGGAGAUCGACGCCAUGAAUGAAUGGGUGUACAACACGGUCAACAACGGCGUGUACAAGACGGGCUUCGCAACCACGCAGGAAGCCUACGAGAAGAACGUGUUCCCGAUCUUCGACUCCCUGGACCGGCUCGAGGGUAUCCUCGGCCACGGGAAGCCCUACCUGCUCGGCGACCACGUGACCGAGGCCGACGUCCGCCUGUACACGACCAUCGUCCGCUUCGACGUCGCCUACCACCCGGUCUUUCUCUGCAACCUGAAAUCCAUCCGCCACGACUACCCCCGCCUCCACCUCUGGCUGCGCCGGCUCUACUGGGACGCCGACGAGGACGGCGAGACCCGCGGGGCCUUCUUCAAGAGCACGGAGCCGUACCUGAACCUGUAUGGCGGCGGGUAUGCUGAGGCAAGGCAUAAGAUUGUUUUUAAAGACGCGGGGCCGCUGGUUAUCCCGGCCGGGCCUGCCGUCCUCAUCGAACCUCUCCCUUAAGAUGGGCAGGGAGUUACCCUGCUUGUGGAGGGUAUUCGGAUCUGUCUUUCCCAGUUCUCGGUAACACGAUCCUUAGUUCCGCAUAAAUGCACCCUGUGCGAAACGCUGGUGUCAUCAGCCGUCACAAGUUCACAAAUUAGGGCCUGUGGCUUGGUUUCGAGCGGUAUCUUGUCUUGCAUGAUGGUUGAUUCACACAAGCCUCUACGGCAUCUGCACCAGUAUGACAGUCCAUGCUGUUUAAUCGCUAAUUUAAGCCACAAGUUCCACCGUGC